GGUGGGGUGGUGCGUUCCGAGUUCCCAGGAGUUCGAGGCGGGCGGGUGCCGGGGGGAGGGGAGUGGCGGCGGCGGCGGCGGCGGGCGGCUCCCGCUUCAGCCUCAGCAGUGGCGUCGGCGACGGCGGAGUCGAGGCACCCGCGAGCGCUCGGCUAAGUGUCAGCCCGCGGCGACGGCGCAAGAGCUGGGAGUUAGGGACACGCUCGCCGGACCUUCCGCCGCCGCCGCGCCGCGGCCGCUGCUGCCGCCACCCAGAGCCUGAGGCGCCGGGGCCCGGGGAGCCGGGGGGACGGCGGGAGAGCGGGCCGGGGGGAGGGUGGGGUAUGGCGCGGACCCCGGGGCCGGCCCCGCUGUGUCCCGGAGGCGGCAAAGCACAACUUUCCUCCGCUUCUCCCCCCGGGGCCGGGCUCCUGCUGCCGCCCCCGACGCCACCGCCGCUGCUGCUGCUGCUGCUCUUCCCGCUGCUGCUCUUCUCCCGGCUCUGUGGUGCCUUAGCUGGACCAAUUAUUGUGGAGCCACAUGUCACAGCAGUAUGGGGAAAGAAUGUUUCAUUGAAGUGUUUAAUUGAAGUAAAUGAAACCAUAACACAAAUUUCAUGGGAGAAGAUACAUGGCAAAAGUACACAGACUAUUGCAGUUCAUCAUCCUCAAUAUGGAUUCUCUGUUCAAGGAGAAUAUCAGGGAAGAGUCUUGUUUAAAAACUAUUCACUUAAUGAUGCAACAAUUACUCUACAUAACAUCGGAUUCUCUGAUUCUGGAAAAUACAUAUGCAAAGCUGUUACAUUUCCACUUGGAAAUGCCCAGUCCUCUACAACUGUAACUGUGUUAGUUGAACCCACUGUGAGCCUGAUAAAAGGGCCAGAUUCUUUAAUUGAUGGAGGAAAUGAAACAGUAGCAGCCAUUUGUAUUGCAGCCACUGGAAAACCAGUUGCACAUAUUGACUGGGAAGGUGAUCUUGGUGAAAUGGAAUCCACUACAACUUCUUUUCCAAAUGAAACAGCAACAAUUGUCAGCAAGUAUAAGCUGUUUCCAACCAGAUUUGCUAGAGGAAGGCGACUUACUUGUGUUGUAAAACAUCCAGCCUUGGAAAAGGAUAUCCGAUACUCCUUCAUGUUAGAUAUACAGUAUGCCCCUGAAGUUUCAGUAACAGGAUAUGAUGGAAAUUGGUUUGUGGGGAGACGAGGUGUUAAUCUCAAGUGUAAUGCUGAUGCAAAUCCACCACCAUUCAAAUCUGUGUGGAGCAGGUUGGAUGGACAAUGGCUUGAUGGUUUGUUGGCUUCAGAUAAUACUCUUCAUUUUGUCCAUCCGCUGACUUUCAAUUAUUCUGGUGUUUACGUCUGUAAAGUGACCAAUUCUCUUGGCCAAAGAAGUGAUCAAAAGGUCAUCUACAUUUCAGAUGUUCCAUUUAAGCAGACCUCUUCCAUAGCUGUAGCUGGUGCUGUCAUUGGAGCUGUCCUUGCCCUUUUCAUCAUUGCUGUCUUUGUGACUGUGCUGCUCACUCCUCGGAAAAAGAAACCAUCCUACCUUGACAAAGUGAUUGAUCUUCCACCCACACAUAAACCACCUCCUUUGUAUGAAGAACGAUCUGUAUCUUUGCCUCAAAAAGAACUCUUGUAUCAGACUGAACACUUGCCUUUGCAGACUCAGAAAAAUGAAAGAGAAAUUUGCAGUCUUCCACCCUCUAAUGGCCUAAAUACCAGGAGUUUUGACUAUGAAGAUGAGAACCCAGUGGGAGAAGAUGGGAUUCAGCAGAUGUACCCUCUUUACAAUCAGAUGUGCUACCAAGACCGGAGCCCUGUCAAACAUCAUCAAAACAAUGACCCCAAGAGAGUCUUCAUCAACCCACGAGAACAUUAUGUGUGACUUUCCUCUUCAAUGGUUGUUCUAACAAAUGUUUAUUCUUAGAUUGGGGAGAGAAACUGAGGCCAAUUGUUAUUUUAUUCUCUCUAGUAUAAAACCAUCCCAGUCUAAUUGUAUUGGAAGUCUUGAUGAAUGACUUGGAGCUAAUAGCAGAUUUCUUUCCUUCAUUAAGGGUUUUUUAACCACCAGCUGUGUUGUGAACUUGACUGUAGCUUUGUGUGUUUCUGUGAUGAUGGCGUUUAACUACUAACAUUUGGCCUACAAUGGCAUGUUCAUUUGGAAGUGCAGCAUCUGCCCAUGAUGACUGUAGUCAUUCUCCAGAAAGAAAGGCCCCAGCUGGUAGUAUUAAACUCUCUCGGUCCCAAGCAGGCCAGCCCAUUUAUCUCUAAUUCAAAAGAGUGGAAUAAUGAGUUCAGAAUCCAUUUCACUGAUUGUUUAGAUGGGAUUUAGAUUUCCCUGACAUGCUUAAUGCAAUUACAAUACCUGUGUACAAAGUCCUGAGGAAAAAGACAAGAUUUGUUCUUUAUCCAGAAACAACAACAAUAACAAAAGGCAAUUAAACCUUCCAUCCUGUCAGUUGCUUUUAAAUCACCUUGUCAUUGUGAUAUAUGUCCCUUCUUGGUCAGUAAGGUCCUGAGGAUGCACAGUUCCUGCUGUUACCUGACUACUUGUGACUAGCUGUAUGUAACAGUUUCAUCUCUUGUUCUGCCGAGUUCCCACAGUCUAGUCCUUUACUACCAGAUUAGCCCAUUUUCCACCGAUUAAUUUCUAAAAUCCCUGUCUAAGUGGUGUUCAGCCUCUCUCCUUGUCCCCACUUUUCUCUAGGAUUAUACAUGAGGCGCUCAGCUUUCACUUCUAGAAUUUCAUUCAAAAUAAUGUCAGUCCACACAGGAGUUAGCUGUCCUGCCACUUCACACCAGUUACCUUCCAUGUUUUAUCUACCUCAGAAAAGCCUGCUGGAAAACACCAUGAACGAACUUCUGCUCUUAAAAGCCAGGUGGAAAAUUCAGAAACUAUUUUUUUUUUAAAUAAAACCACUUCAGUAUGGUAUGUGUGGUAAACCCACAUAUCCUAUAUUCUUCCUCCCAUACUUUACCUCAUCAAGAAGAGUAAAAAGAUGCUAAAAAACAAGAGAUACAGUGGUUUAUCUACCAGGGUAUCCUGCAACUCCGGAUGUCUGCCAGGAGCUUGCUUAUCUUCCCUUGCCAACUUUCCAUUAUGGGGACCGACGGUAAUAAUUACACUAGGUGAGCACAGACAGAAGAAUCGCAGUUAUGUGUGCCAGUGCCCAUCACUAUCUCUCACAUCUGAAGGAAAGUGUAGAUUUACUGUGUAUUCUGGAAGAUUAGAGUAUGUCACAGGUAUAAAAAACACUGUAAGCUUGUCAUAUCUUAGGGAAGAGUGGAAUGAGCACUGAAAUAAAAUAGCACACAUUUCCAACCUAGCUGCAAGGGGAAAGGAGAACAUUACCUAGAUUUUUAAUGUGAUACCAAAGAUACUUUAUGAUUUGUAUUGUACUGGCUAAAGUUUGUGUGUCUGUGUGUGUGUGUUUUCCUCUUUCAGUUCCAUGCUUUGUCAGACAAAUGAUCCACGUUGUUCUACAGUAGUAAUAUACUCUCCCUCCAUUACCUAAAGACCAACAAUUCUGGGGAAAAUGAUACUUAAAUUCCAAUUCAAAUCUUUGGCGAUUUUAAAGGCAAUAGCUGUAGAGCAUCAAAGGGUAAAACUCCAGUGACUCUCAUUGCAGAAUCACUGUGCUACCUCUGAGUUAGAGUUUACUGCCUCUUAUUGCAAAGAAGAUAAGCGACUUCAUUGCUUAGAAUGCCAUCACUGAGUGAGUGUAGCUGGAAGGUAUAGGAAUCCUUGCAAUUGUUUUCCAAAAAUUAGAUGACUGGUCAGAUCUCUCUGUGACAGCAAAGUGUUUUAUAAAUACUGGAGGUUAUGGUGGUGCAUCACCUCCUUUACAAAGCUUUACAAAUGUCUUACAUGCUGGGGAUGGUUUCUAGGGUCCUGUUGGUAAACAGACUGUUGAAUUAACUCAAAGAAUCACUGUGGGCCCAGGCAGAGUACAGAUGUCUUCAUUUGCACCACAGAAAGGGAUUCAGAAGCACUGGGUUUCAGGAGUCCUUUGUUCUGUCUUCAGCAUGUUCCCAAAAGGAACCACUGUCUGCCUUUCACUUUCUUGGUGUAGUUAUGGAAAAUAAAUUUCAGGAUGUAAACAUCUCUCUUGCAGUCAGCUAGCUGAGCAUUCUCUUUGCCUUUCACUCAGCUCUGAUAUUUCUUGAACAAACUGGUAGAUUUUAUAGCUGUUGGCCCUUUGCAUGGGUCAUAUAAGCUCUAUAACAGCUUAUUCUGGUGCCUCCCAUAUUCUCUCUCUGAAAACUGAGCUAUAUGGAGAGGAGUUUUACAAGGGUUUGAUCAACCAGCCCCCUCAACUAAAAAAUGCUAUCCAGAAUUAGGCUGUUGAUCUCUAAAUUUGGAGACUAGACUGCCUGAUGAUGCCUUUUAAAUUUGGACGUUAGACUCUUAAAGGUCAAUGAGUAAGGUUUAGAGAUAUAAUCUACAGCUGAUAUUAGAUACCAUAACUGGUUUUCUAAAAUACACUGAGAUAGAAAUAAAUAUCCAGCGCACUUGGAGGGGGCAUAUGCUCACAUUAAACAUAUACUUUAUUGCCUAUUUUGUAUGUAGCCCAUCCCUGGGAGUGUGCAUUGUUGCUGCAAGAGCAGAACACUGGGUUCUUUGCAUAUCACACUAACAGGAAGAAGCAUCAGCAUCACCUAGGAUCGGCCUAACAUGACAGGACAAGAAUUAAAUGGCAUCGGUUUAUUAUUUCUUCUAUAAGAGUUCUCUCUAUGCCUGGCAUUUUUAUAUGUUCUAAAUUUGAAGUCCAUGCUCUUACCUGUGCUAGUCUUCACUAUAACAUGCACAUAGUAGACACUAACAUGAUAUUCAGCAAACUAAAUGAACUGGCUCCAUUAUUAUUUUCUGUAACCUUGUUUACAAGACAAGGACAGUUUCUUUAUCCUUCUGAGAAAAUUUCCUAAUUCCUCUUUCAUAGUAGUCUAAAAUUCACCAUUUUUCCCAUCAUUGCUCAGUCUUUUCCUGCCCUGAUUUCCUAGUGCUAUUUGUUACAUAAAGACUGCCUUCAACCCUCUUAUUCCCUGGAGUGUAGAGGAUAGGAUAUUGUUCCAAGAAUGAAAAGAACAGGUUCUACUUCCAGCGUUACCCCUUACUAUGGAAACUUAGACAAGUCACUUAACCUGUCUUAGGUAUCAAAGUCCGUAAAGCCGAUUAUAAUACCUUCCUGAGAAUUAAACAAGGAGAUCAUGGACUGGAAAUUGUAAGUUCUUUGGAAACCGAUGAGUGCCUAUCACUUUAUUGUUGCAUAUUGAACUUAAACUUCUGCUGCUGUUGCCAGCAUUUAGAGAACUGUAGUAUCCUCAGAAAGAGCCAAGUAGCAACAGGGAAAUUUCACUUUGACCUAAUUCAAGUAGAGCUAACUGCCACUAGUAGACAUUACUUUGACUAUAAUAAGUAUUUCUCAUAUGGAAAGUCUUAUGUCUGAAUUUUAAGCAUUAACUGGAGUGGAAACGCCAUGUUGCUAUAACUAGUGAUGGUUCUUGAUUUACAAAUUACUACUUACAACUAACAUUAUUGAUGGGGGUAGUAUGGACUGGGUUCCAGUGCAAGCACCUUACAUGAAUCACCUCAUUGAAUAGGGCCAGACUUUUCUUUUUUUUUGUCCUCUUUCUAAGAGCCCUUGGGGGAACAGACACACUCACAUUCCACACCAGGCAAUCAUAGGUCAUGCUGAUCAUCAGUCAGCUGUUACUUUUUUCAAAUCUGCUUUUGGUGUUAUAAAAUAUAGUUGUCUUGGAUUUUUUUUUCAUGUUUAAGCAGAAGUAUAUAAAAGGUUCAUGGAAGAAAACCAUAAGAAAUAUUCAGGUGAAAACAAAUGGAUAUGCUUAUUUUUUACUUAGGUUUUGGCCUUCUUUAAAUACUUAGAAAGGCUCUCACAUCCACAGCUACAAAAUAACGACCAAAACUCAAAACCACUCCAUCCUUGUUUGUUGGAUUUUAGUGGGCACAAACUUCUCUCUGACAUCGCUUCCUCAAGGUAGUUCUUUGAUAUACUAAUUGCUGUUUCUUUUUCUCACCUUUAUUGAACUCCCAGGAGUGGUAACAUUGGUAUUGUGGACAGGUGAAAAGAAAGGGGACUUUGGUAGUAAGCCAGAAGAAUAGAAAGGGUGUGAAGUAGAAAUGUCAGGGACCACCUGUGACUUGGCUCUAUGCUUGUCUCCUUCCUUUGGCAAGACCCUUUCAUCAUCCUUUGGCAGACCUUAUAAAACUAGAGAAUUUCAUUCCUGUUAACUAAAAACUAAUAUUUGCGAGCUUAUUAAACUAUAGGCUAUAACUGUAUUAAUCUUGUUACCUCUACUGAAAUGCAUGGGUUUCUGUCAUUAAACCAAGUGAUAAGCUGGUCUUUGCCAAUUUAGGCAUUCACAGCUAUUGGGUGUUUCAGUAGCCUUCUGUAGCUGGAGGAAUGAGGGCUAUACCAGCCUCACCAGGUAAGUCUUUACACUCACCAUCAGGUCUUUGCGAAGCACUGUGUCAUGUGUGUUUAUAAGCAAGUAGUCACCAGAACAGCCAUCCAACCUGUCCUGUAAACUUGAAAAGACCCCAGCUCUGUCCUUUAAGGCAUUCCAAUGACAUCCCACCUAAAAGAAUUAUUGUAAGUGAACCCAGCUAUCCCAGCAGAUUGAACCAGGCACCCAAUAGAUCAUUUUACUUUUGCACAGAAUGAGUAAGUAAUCCUAGGAUGGGGUUGUUCGUGGAGGGCUGGAGUGCCUUACACUUAGGCCAGUCUACAUAGCUUCAAUACCACUAAUUUGACUGUUGAAAAUAUUCACUUAUUAAUAAGGUUCUGGUGUUGAACUACAGACAGAAAAUAGUCCCUAAAGUAAACAGAAUUUUUCAAAUGCUUAAGCCCCUGGAGGUUGUAGUCCUGAUUGGGAUACUUUAAGUGUUAACCAAUCUCCCCCAAAGUAUACAUAAAGACUGAUUAACAUAUUCCCAAACAACUUGAAUAAAUUUUAUCAAAUGUAACAUGAUUUAAUAAGGAGUUCUCAGGUUUUCAUGCCUCUAAACUCAACUACUUGUUGAAUAGAAUUCUUUUGACAUUUAUUCUUAGUGACAGCUUGUUCCCCCACCUCCAGGGUGUGUGUGUGUGUGUGUGUGAGAGAAAGAGAAAAGGGGAGGAGUGUAUUUAAAUUUCCCUGGCCGGCCUAAAUUUGUAAAUACUAUGUUGUUUAUUAUUGUAUAUCCCCUCUUGGAUUAAUUAUUUUCCUCUACUUAAGUUUCAACUCAGUUUUAGAAGUUUGAAACUUUAAGUAGACUAGAAUAAGAGAACGUAAAACAAUUCAAAGUAACUAAUCAUCUUUUUUUAUCAUAAAUUACUAGUUGGGACCAUGAUGUAGAAGUUCCCUCUGAAUCUCAGGGAGAAGGGUAACUACUAUUGACAAAUAAAAACAUUCUCCAUUCUAUUGGUUAUGAAUAAAUCUCUUCCCAAUCCGGGUUUGGGGUCUAAGGCUAUGAUCUAUAUCAAGUGACUAGCUACAUUCUUAUCUUCCAGCUGUGAAGUUUAGGGUUAAAUGCCUGAAUUUCAGAGGAACAGGUUUUCUGAAUAUCAGUGCCUUAUAAACAUGGAAAAGAGCCACAUCUCCACAAGUUAACACUGGACCAGGCUCUGUCUUCUAGGUGUUCUAUUCUACAGCUGUGUUGUUUACAGAUGUCAGGAGCGCCAGGAGUUGCACAGGAGGAGGUCAAGUGGAGAUGCCUUCUUAGACUGAAAGUUAAUAUUAAAUUGUAGUUGAACCCCAGAUACUCUUUAAUAAACCAAAAGCAGCCAAUCUUGCUUUUUCUAAAGGUGGAAGAACAACAGUUGCCCUCUUACAGUUUUUCCCAGCACUACCAUUUGAAGUUUCUCUGACCAGUCCCCCAUGGCCCAGCAGCAUCCUUGGUGUAUGACCUACACUGAUUGUAUUUAUUUCCGUGGCAUGGGAUUUAACUGUGAAAGUUGAUUAGAAGAGACCUUGAGGGAAAGCCUCCCUGGGAAUCCAGAACAUCAGAUUCGCUACACCGACUUAGAACCGUGGCCUACCCUACUCCAUGUGUAUCUGACAACCAUGAAGAGGUGUUUUAUGUGUCUCCUCAGAGGUUAAUUUCCCUUCAUAACUCGGUGGAGCUAUGAAACCCAGAGGUGCACAUGGUUUUCCACGUGAAUGGGCACUGGUGUUUUGGUUUUCAGUACCUUCCCAAUAAUGACCAGUAUUCUUUUAAUUCAUCCUAGCAUAUUGAUCAGGCUAAAUUAAAUUCUUCGAGUCAUUUUGGUGGUCACUGUUCUUUAUAUUUUAACUCGAGGCAGCAGAAGUUUGUCCUAAAUUCAUUUGUUAGAAGUUGCCCACACUGUUUCAUGUAUACCUCUGCUUUUUUCACAUGGCCUUAUGAGAAUUUAUUGCACAUAUUUCCUUUAACUGAGCAUUUCAAUACUCAUAUGAGUGUUUGUCAUCUUAGACUUCAUUAUAUACUUGAAAUUCAAAGUGCUUUGUAAAAAUAUAAAAAAAAGUUAUGUAGCUGUUAUUGCUACUGGAUCCCCUGGAUUAUUCCACUUGUCAAUCUAUAGAAGUUCCUGUUUAUCCUCUACCUUCUGUUUAUGUUUCUAAGCCAGUGCUUUAAGACAUAACAUCUGCUCCAGCCUAUUCACUCUCCAUGGGUCUUAACCUCUUAACUUCUCAGUUUUAUCCUGUAGGUUAGUGCUGUCUAACUCUCAGGGACUUUAUGGGGCGGGGGAGGAUAAGAUGUUUAAGGGUUAUCUUCAAGAGAGAUCCUUCUCUGAAAGUGAUUUUAUAAAAGCCCCUUGGCUUAUAAAUGAGAAACUACAGUUCCUCAGCUAUUUUUUUUCCCUAUUGUUUUGCUGUUUUUAUUUCUGAAAAGUGAUCUCUGCCUGAAAGGAGUCUUUAGUCUUAUUUUAACUUUCUCCCCAUUAAUUCUUUUCCUUUUUAAAUCUCUGCCUUAGCCAUCCUCUGAACUUUUCACUUAUGGAGCCAAAAUGAAUUCUCCCACAACAAAUCCCAGUACUCUUACUCCUGCCAUAAACAAAUGAACGUCCUCCUCCAAAGGAGCGUCUACCUAGCUGUUCCCACAAGAAGCCAGAAGAGAAUGAGUUCUUGCUGUGGCACGGGGCAAGGUCUCCCCUGUGCCUUGGUUCUCCCUGUGUAAGCAGAAGUUGAUUCAGCUAUUUCAUUGCAGCUAGGUAUUGUGAGUCCUGACUAACAAAUGGGGAAAGGCUUUUUGCAAAUGUCCUGUACUAUAUAAAUUCAUGGUAGAUGAUCUGGAGUGUCCUCAGAUAGGAAUAAGUUCUUGUAUAGCUCAAAUCAGAAUACUAAUCCAUCCAUUAUUCCUAUUUUCAGAAGAAAUGUUUCACUAACUUCUUUUUCAUAGUGAAAAUUAGUUUCUAGUCACUUAAACUAUUUUUAUUUUGGUGUAUAGGAAGGGAUCAAUAGUAUGUAUUUUUGCUUCUCCCAAGUUACAUUUUUCAGUUUUAGAACUGAAACAGUUCCUUAACAGUGUACAUGGGUAAAGAGGAAGAUUCUAGCUCAGAUGUUGUAAAAUAGAGAAAGUCAAAGAUUAGCCUUGAAUAUGAGAUUGUAUUCUAAAUAAUAAAUGUUAAUGUGGUUGUUGUUUUAGAUAUCUUUAAGUUACCAGAAAUUGUUUUUUUUUUAUUUUUACAGUUUUGAAAUAUCAUUCUUUACCUGUUUCGAAUAAAGUGUUUUAUCCAUUAAGGUUUCUUUUUAUUCUA
This is a messenger RNA of Sciurus carolinensis (gray squirrel), 9717 nucleotides long. It is a transcript of the gene Nectin3, whose product is annotated as nectin cell adhesion molecule 3. Gene Ontology annotation, biological process: heterophilic cell-cell adhesion; homophilic cell-cell adhesion; symbiont entry into host cell. The record is from RefSeq and is a predicted model, not a curated record. The coding region runs from base 324 to 1862 and encodes 512 amino acids. Gene Ontology annotation, cellular component: adherens junction; apical junction complex. The transcript is spliced from 9 exons. Lineage: Eukaryota; Metazoa; Chordata; Mammalia; Rodentia; Sciuridae.